Messenger RNA from Aphidius gifuensis, 833 nucleotides. RefSeq lists its product as uncharacterized. Gene Ontology annotation, molecular function: signaling receptor activity. The record is from RefSeq and is a predicted model, not a curated record. The transcript is spliced from 2 exons. The annotation marks the transcript as partial. Lineage: Eukaryota; Metazoa; Arthropoda; Insecta; Hymenoptera; Braconidae.
AAAAUAAUGGAAAUAAAUAAAAUAUAUUUAAUUAAUUUACUGUUGUUAUUAUUAUUAAUAAAUAUAGCAACAAGUAAUAGUUGUCGUGAUGAUAAAAUACAACCAGAAUAUAAAUUGAUUAAAAAACAUUCACGUUCAAAUGAAACAAUAUUAUCAAGAGCAAAAUUGUCAAGUUUAAAACUGUGUCAAGAGUUUUCAAUAUCAAAGAAAGCAUUGGCAUUUAAUUUCCGUAAUAUCAAAAAUUCAACAAUGAAUAAUCAUGAUGUUAAUAACAAUAGACAUGAUGACACAUAUCAAUUUAACUGUCAAGCAUUGGCUUGUCCAGAAAUAAAAUCAAUGACAUCACUUGUUUAUGAUAAGCACUAUAGUUAUUAUAGUUUGUAUGAUAAUAAAACAAUGCCAAUUAAUCAGACAAUAUAUUGUUUAAAAAAAAUUGGAUUAUUUGUUUAUUAUGAAGAUGUUAAUAAUUAUAAAAAUGCAAAAUUAACAUGUGAUAAUAUUCAAGCAAAGUUGGCAAGUAUUGAGAGUUAUGAAAAAAGUGAAAAUUUAUCGAAAUUUAUUUUUAAUAAAGCUACAUUUGUUGGAUUGAUUAAUCAUGGAAAAAUACGUCGUUGGAAAAAUGAUUUUGAUGAAUCUUUGAGUUGUUUUAAUUUUCGAAGUUGGGCACCUGAUGAACCAUCAUCGAGGGGAUGUGUUGCAUUGAUACGAUCAAAAAUAAGAGGUAAUUAUCAUGGACUUUGGACAGUUGUUCCUUGCUCACAAUCAUUACCAUUUAUAUGUGAAAUAAUACCAGAAUAUUUGAUGGAAAAAAAUUUAAUAAAUGACAAAUAAUU